Messenger RNA from Diversispora eburnea, 759 nucleotides. Lineage: Eukaryota; Fungi; Glomeromycota; Glomeromycetes; Diversisporales; Diversisporaceae. The record is from the annotation of a GenBank genome assembly.
AUGGCUUAUAAGAGAUUACCUUGUUUUUAUAUUUCUCAUGGAGGUCCAAAUUUAGUGUUCGAUACUAAAAGUAAAUCCUAUAAAUUCUUUCAAAAAUGGGGCAAUCAAAUUUUACAUGAAAUUAAACCAAAAGCUAUCGUUGUAUUUUCUGCUCAUUGGGAGACAUCUGGGGGUAUAAAUGUGGGAAGUUUUCCAGGAGAAACACCAUUAAUUUAUGAUUUCUAUGGAUUUGAAGACAAAUAUUAUAAAUUAACUUAUCACGGUAAAGGUUCUCCUGAAUUGGCUAAUAGAGUUGUAAACUUAUUAGUUCAGUCUAAAUUUCAAGCUAACAUUGAUACUAAACGUGGAUAUGAUCACGGUUUAUGGAUUCCUCUGAAAAUUGCAAUUCCUGAACCAGAAAUACCUAUUAUACAAGUAUCUCUCGCUCAUAAUGUUUCUUACGAAUAUCAUAUAAAAAUUGGUCAAGCUUUAGCUCCUUUAAGAGAUGAAGGUGUUCUAUUAGUAUGUUCAGGUACAAUGGUUCAUAACUUACGUGAACUUUUUAGUUCCAGUAGGAUGGGUUCUUAUGUGAAAUCUUUUGAUAAAGAUGUAGAAGAAUAUGUCAUUAAAUCUCGCGCUCAUCCUACAGAUGAUCAUUUAGUACCAUUACAUAUAGCCGCGGGAGCAAGUGAAAAUGAUCAAGGAAAAAAGAUUUAUGAAGAAUAUGUGCCGGGAAUGUGUAUGACAGCAUUUGAAUUUUGUGGGGAGAAAGAAGAAUAA